Uncinocarpus reesii 1704 is the source of this 1455-nucleotide messenger RNA. RefSeq lists its product as uncharacterized. Bases 1 to 1455 code for a protein of 484 amino acids. NCBI's taxonomy places the organism in Eukaryota, Fungi, Ascomycota, Eurotiomycetes, Onygenales, Onygenaceae. Gene Ontology annotation, biological process: transmembrane transport. The transcript is spliced from 3 exons. Gene Ontology annotation, molecular function: transmembrane transporter activity. Gene Ontology annotation, cellular component: membrane. The record is from RefSeq and is a predicted model, not a curated record.
AUGUUCCAACCCCGCGCUGCCGAAAAUGCAGACAUCGGUUGCUCCUCGAUGACGACGAUGCUAGAGCUCCAGUCCACUUCAAGAGCUGCACAGAGCGCCAGGUCGAUCGAAUCAGCACAUCAAAGCUCAUUAAACGACUCUGCUCUACCAGCAGAAGAACUUCCUCCUCCCUUGACAGCGACCAGUAUCCCUCACUCGUGGAACUUUCCCAGAAUCAAUAUAUGGCGGCUCUUCGCAGCGAAUUUCAGUUUUAUUAUCCUUGGCCUCAAUGACGCUGCCUAUGGUGCUUUGAUCCCUUAUCUUGAGACUUAUUACAAUGUCUCCUACACUGUCAUUUCCCUUAUUUUUCUGUCGCCCCUCGUUGGUUAUGUGACCUCCGCUUUGAUAAAUAAUAGGAUUCACAUGCAUUUUGGCCAGCGAGGGGUUGCCAUCCUCAGUCCUGGAGCACAUCUGACUGCAUAUAUCAUUAUUUGCUUGCACCCUCCAUUUCCAGUUCUCGUCAUUGCUUUUAUACUGGCCGGUUUUGGAAACGGUCUUGCGGACGCUGCUUGGAAUGCCUGGGUUGGCGGGAUGGGAAAUGCAAAUGAACUAUUGGGCAUUCUGCACGCGUUUUAUGGACUGGGAGCUACACUCGCGCCAACUGUUGCAACCAGCCUUAUCGCAAAGGCGAACUGGAAAUGGUUUGAAUUCUACUAUUUGGUCGUGGGUGCUGCGUUUCUGGAGAUGAUUUUCCUGUCAGCAGCGUUCUGGACUGCAACAGCGGCCAGGUAUCGUGCUGAGCAUCCGCCUGCAGCAACCACUGAAUUUGAUAUCGCGGCCCAUGCACCAAAGAAGCUGGAUCGAGUGCUAAGUAGGGUUAUCGGCAAUGGUCGAACUGCAGAAGCGCUGAAGAACAAAGUUACCUGGAUAUGCAGCAUCUUCAUUUCUAUUUACGCAGGCGCAGAAGUCGGUCUUGGUGGCUGGAUCGUAACUUUCAUGAUCAAUAUCCGACAUGGAAGUGCUUUCGCAUCCGGCAUGAGUGCCACUGGAUUCUGGCUUGGCCUCACGGUAGGUCGUGUCAUUCUUGGGUUCGUAACCCCGCGGCUCUUUAGGUCUGAGAAACAUGCCGUCAUCGUCUAUCUGCUGUUUACCAUUGCGUUGGAGUUACUCUUUUGGCUUGUCCCGCAAUUUUAUAUCUCAGCGGUAAUGGUCUCUCUGCUUGGCUUUUUCCUCGGGCCUUUGUUCCCAAUUGCCAUUGUCGCUGCAACGAAACUACUACCGAAGCACAUCCACGUAUCCGCGAUUGGAUUUGCGGCAGCAAUCGGGGCAUCAGGGUCUACCGCAUUUCCCUUUGCAGUUGGUGCAAUCGCUCAGGAGAGGGGCGUGCAGAUAUUGCAGCCAUUUAUUCUCGCGAUUUUAGUUGCAUGCAUGGGUGUCUGGUUGUUUUUGCCGAGUUUGUCGAAAAAGAAUCAAUAG